AUGGUCCGUCUGACGGCCAGAAACAUUAUCCCCAGGCGCAUCGCCGUCACUCAGUACCGAGCUGCUCCUGUACAGAUGCGCGGAAUGGCUGACAAGCGAGUGGAAAAUGCUUCCCAGGCCGCUGGGGAGGCCAAGAACACCAGCCCCGAGAACCCCUCGGUCGUCUCAUCUGCAGGUGCAAUCGGUAAACAGUUCAACCCGGACGGGAAAAUCGGGCAGGUCGGUGAGAAGAUUGGCGGGCCUUUUUCAAAGGAUGGUGAUAUUGGCAGCCAGUUUGACGCUUCCAAGGACGGAAUCGCUGGCCAGGUUGAGAAGGCCGUAGAUGGACCGGCAAGGCCUGCCAGCGACGCAAAGAAAGCAUAG
Messenger RNA from Diaporthe citri, 363 nucleotides. RefSeq lists its product as uncharacterized. The record is from RefSeq and is a predicted model, not a curated record. Lineage: Eukaryota; Fungi; Ascomycota; Sordariomycetes; Diaporthales; Diaporthaceae. The coding region runs from base 1 to 363 and encodes 120 amino acids. The transcript has 3 exons.